Messenger RNA from Labrus mixtus (cuckoo wrasse), 10568 nucleotides. RefSeq names its product cadherin, EGF LAG seven-pass G-type receptor 2 (gene celsr2). Bases 256 to 9306 code for a protein of 3016 amino acids. Gene Ontology annotation, molecular function: calcium ion binding; G protein-coupled receptor activity. Gene Ontology annotation, biological process: homophilic cell-cell adhesion; G protein-coupled receptor signaling pathway; cell surface receptor signaling pathway. Gene Ontology annotation, cellular component: plasma membrane. The transcript is spliced from 34 exons. The record is from RefSeq and is a predicted model, not a curated record. Lineage: Eukaryota; Metazoa; Chordata; Actinopteri; Labriformes; Labridae.
UGCGCGGGCGGAGCGGACGUAAGCUGCUGCUGUUGUUGUUACCGGCGUGUUUGUGAGUGUGUGUGUGUGUGUGUGUGUGUGUGUGAGGUUACUGCAGGUUUACCUGCUUCAAUUUCACCGGACAGACCAGAGAGUGCGCACUGAGAGCAUGGCUCCUCAGCAACAAAGGGAAACUCACAGGGAAAAAGUUUAAUGGAAUAAAGGAGCUGCAGGAAUACGCUUUCGGUGAGCAGGCUGAACACACACUGAGGAGCGAUGCACUUCGUUAAAUGGGAUUUGUUGUGGACUUUCUGGUGGUGUAAGCUGAUUUCUAUGGCGUGUUGUUACACCGUCCACAUCAGUGAGGAUGUGGGGACGAGGACAGUGGUGGCCGGAUUGGAGCAACGCGCACCAUGCACUUUGGAUCAGGUGCUCGCUCCCAAAUUCACGAAGCCGUUUCUGGAGACCAACUCCGCGGAGGGCAUUGUGUUUGUCUCGGACUCUGUAAAGUGCCCCACGCUGCGCUCCAACCCCUUCACCGUGUUCACCGUGGCUGACUGCAUGGACUCCGGCUUCAGACACCUCCUCACCAGCCAGUACGACGUGCAUGUUCACGGUAGGAACUGUUCAAACAAGCGUAAAAGAAAACCUCAGUGGGACAUGGAGGUUCUCAGUUUGUUAAACACUCACAGCCACCACAACUCAGAGUGCCACCAAGCAGGCUCUGCUUUAUUUUCAGUCGGGGGUCUGCUACCUAGAGCCCCAGUCAGAUGCAAAGUCACCAACAGCCACGACUUCUACUUCUCUGAUGGGAGCUUGUGUGUGUCUGAGACGCUGUGCUGGAGGCAGGACACACUGCUAGAGCUCGACCUGCUCUGUGAUGUACUCACCGGAAGUGGAUUUAGUGCUAAAGUCAAUCCAAUCACCGUCCACUGGCGUAUGGGACAGGGGCCUUUUCGACAGGCCCACCUGGGGAAGCUGUUAGAAAAAGCAGCUCAGUCUGAUUCAGGUAUUGUGAGCAGGAGGAGGAGAAGCGUCAACAGCAGUCCCCAGUUCCAACCUCCGAUGUACCAAGUGUCUGUUGCAGAGAACAAGCCAGCUGGGACACCUGUUGUACUUUUAAAAGCAGUCGAUGUCGAUGAGGGGGAGGCGGGUCGGCUAGAGUAUUUCAUAGAGGCUCUGUUUGACAGCCGCUCCAACAACCUCUUCGCUGUGGACCCGGCCAAUGGUGCCGUGUCCACAGUGGAGGUGCUGGACCGGGAGACAAAAGACACCCAUGUGUUUCGAGUGACCGCGGUUGACCACGGCUCACCACGACGCACAGCUAUGGCCACCCUCACUAUCACAGUUACUGACUCAAACGAUCACGACCCAGUGUUUGAGCAGCAGGACUACAAGGAAAGCAUCCGGGAGAAUUUAGAAAUAGGUUACGAGGUGUUGACAGUGAGGGCGACAGACGGUGACGCCCCCGUUAACGGUAACAUCCUCUACCGUGUUAUUAACAGCAACGGGUCCAACGAUGUGUUUGAGAUCGACUCCAGGUCGGGUGUGAUCCGCACCAAAGGUCUUGUAGACAGAGAGCAAGUGGAAGCCUAUAUGCUGUUAGUUGAGGCGAAUGACCAAGGUCGUGACCCCGGGCCCCGAAGCGCCACGGCGACUGUUUACAUCGUGGUGGAGGAUGACAAUGAUAAUGCCCCCCAGUUUAGUGAGAAACGCUAUGUAGUCCAGGUCCCAGAGGAUAUGGCCCCUAACACAGAGAUCCUGCAGGUCACCGCCACUGAUCAGGACAGAGGGAGUAACUCUAUCGUCCACUUCAGCAUCAUGAGUGGGAACACCAGGGGGCAGUUCUACAUCGAUGCUCAAACAGGUAAGAUGGACCUUGUGAGUCACCUGGAUUACGAGGCGAACAAAGAGUACACGUUAAGAAUCCGAGCUCAGGAUGGAGGACGCCCCCCGUUGUCCAACAUCAGCGGCCUGGUGACCGUGCAGGUGUUGGAUGUUAACGACAACGCCCCCAUUUUUGUCAGCACCCCGUUCCAGGCCACCGUGCUCGAGAACGUGCCGCUGGGCUACUCCAUCAUCCACAUCCAGGCCGUCGAUGCAGACUCCGGCGACAACUCCAGGCUGGAGUACCGCCUCACCGAAACCACGCCCAACUUCCCCUUCAGCAUCAACAACAGCACGGGGUGGAUUGUAGUGGCAGCCGAGCUGGACAGGGAGAGUGUGGAUUUUUACAACUUUGGAGUGGAGGCCCGCGAUCACGGCUACCCGCUCAUGUCUUCCUCGGCCAGCAUUUCCAUGACUAUCCUGGACGUCAACGACAACAACCCGGAGUUCACUCAGAAGGCGUAUUACAUGAGGUUGAACGAGGACGCCGCCGUGGGGACCAGUGUGGUGACGGUGUCCGCUGUAGACCAGGACAUCAACAGCGUGGUGACAUAUCAGAUAUCCAGCGGAAACACCCGCAACCGGUUCUCCAUCACGAGUCAGAGCGGAGGGGGGUUGAUCACACUGGCUCUUCCUUUAGACUACAAACUGGAACGACAAUAUGUCCUCACUGUGACUGCGAGCGACGGCACGCUCUUUGACACAACCAAAGUGUUCGUCAACGUCACAGAUGCCAACACACACCGGCCUGUGUUUCAAAGUUCCCACUACACGGUCAACAUAAACGAGGACAGGCCCAAGGACACCACCGUGGUUGUGAUAAGCGCCACAGAUGAAGACACGGGCGAGAAUGCGCGCAUCACCUACUUCAUGGACGACAGCAUCCCUCAGUUUGAAAUCGACCCAGACACGGGCGCCGUCACCACACAGAUGGAGCUGGAUUACGAGGACCAGGUGUCCUACACGCUGGCCAUCACGGCUCGAGACAACGGCAUCCCGCAGAAGUCCGACACCACCUACCUGGAGAUUCUGGUGAACGACGUCAACGACAACUCCCCUCGUUUCCUGCGCGACCAUUACGUGGGCUCUGUAAUGGAAGACGUGCCUGUUUUCACCAGCGUGGUCCAGGUGUCCGCCAUCGAUAGAGACUCUGGGCUGAACGGCCGUGUCUUCUACACCUUCCAAGGCGGGGAGGACGGGGAUGGAGAUUUCAUAAUCGAAUCCACCUCUGGCAUUGUUCGCACGCUGCGUAGGUUGGACAGAGAGAAUGUGCCCAUUUACAGCCUGCAGGCGUUCGCUGUAGAUAAAGGAGUCCCCGCUCUGAAAACACCGGUGAACAUACAGGUAACGAUCCUGGAUGUGAACGACAACCCACCUGUAUUUGAGAAGGAUGAAUUUGACAUCAUGGUGGAGGAAAACAGCCCCAUUGGUGUUGUGGUUGCACACGUAUCGGCCACAGAUCCGGACGAAGGCAGUAAUGCUCAGAUUAUGUACCAAAUAGUUGAGGGAAACAUCCCCGAGGUGUUCCAGCUGGACAUCUUCUCUGGAGAACUGACUGCACUAAUAGACCUGGACUAUGAGACCAGAUCUGAGUACGUCAUCGUGGUCCAAGCCACCUCUGCCCCUUUGGUCAGCCGUGCCACUAUUCACAUAAAACUUGUCGACAAGAACGACAACAUUCCCGUUCUGAAAAACUUCCAGAUCAUCUUCAACAACUAUGUAACAGACAAGUCAAGCAGCUUCCCCACUGGAGUGAUCGGACGCAUCCCUGCUCAUGACCCCGACAUCACCGACCAGCUCCACUACAGCUUUGAAGUUGGAAAUGAGCUGAACCUUGUCCUUCUGAACCAAAGCACUGGGGAAAUCCAGUUGAGCCCAGCCCUGGAUAACAACCGGCCCCUGGAGGCCUCCAUGAGGAUCUCAGUGUCAGAUGGUGUGCACUUGGUGUCGGCUCAGUGCCUCCUCCAGGUCACCAUCAUCACCGAUGAGAUGCUGUCCAACAGUAUCACACUGAGGCUGGCCAACACCUCCCAGGAGCACUUCCUCUCCCUGCUGCUCGCCCAGUUUCUGGACGGAGUGGCCCGCGUCCUCUCCGCCGCUCCUGAGGAUGUUGUCAUCUUUAACAUCCAAGACGACACUGACGUCAGCGCUCGCAUCCUCAACGUGAGCCUGUCUGUGGCUGUGCCUGUGUUGGGGGAGGCUCAGCAGCGGGUUGGAGUUCUGGACCACAGUGGGGACCAGCCUGGAAAAGGUGUGGAAAGUGGAGGGGGGGAGUUCUUUGGAUCAGAAGAACUCCAGGAGCGGCUGUAUCUGAACCGAAGCCUCCUCGCUAAGAUCUCCUCCCAGGAAGUUCUUCCCUUUGACGACAACAUCUGCCUCCGAGAGCCGUGUGAGAACUACAUGAAGUGUGUGUCCGUGCUGAAGUUCGAUAGCCUGGCACCGUUUGUAUCAUCAGAUACCAUCCUGUUCAGACCCAUCCACCCAAUCGCCGGGCUGCGUUGUCGGUGUCCGGCCGGCUUCACGGGAGACUACUGCGAGACGGAGAUCGACCUCUGCUACUCAAAACCCUGCGGAGCCCACGGUGUGUGUCGCAGCAGAGAGGGAGGCUUCACCUGCGAGUGCUUUGAGGACUACACAGGGGAGCGCUGCGAGCUGUCCUCCCGCUCUGGCCGCUGCGCUCCAGGAGUCUGCAGGAACGGUGGCUCCUGUGUCAACCUGCUGGUCGGAGGAUUUAAAUGCGAGUGUCCACAGGGCGGCUACGAGAAACCUUACUGCGAGAUGACCACGCGCAACUUCCCUCCGCAUUCUUUCCUGACCUUCAAGGGCCUCCGGCAGCGCUUCCACUUCACCCUCUCUCUCACAUUUGCUACAAAGGAGCCAAACGGUUUGUUGCUCUACAACGGGCGCUUCAAUGAGAAACAUGACUUCAUUGCCAUGGAGAUCAUCAAUGAGCAGAUACAGCUCACCUUUUCUGCAGGUGAAACAAAAACUACAGUUUCCCCGUACAUCCUCGGGGGGGUCAGUGAUGGACAGUGGCACGCCGUGGAGGUCCACUACUACAACAAGCCGAUCCUGAACCAGGCCGGCCUGCCGCAGGGCCCCUCCGACCAGAAAGUGGUGGUAGUAACGGUGGAUAACUGCGACACCUCCGUGGCCCUCAGGUUUGGUCACAUGAUCGGAAACUACACCUGCUCUGCUCAGGGCAGCCAAUCAGGAUCAAAGAAAUCAUUGGACCUGACAGGCCCGCUGCUCCUCGGAGGUGUCCCCAAACUCCCAGAGGACUUUCCUGUUCUCAACCAGCAGUUUGUGGGCUGCAUGAAGAACCUGCGGAUCGACAGCCAUCACGUAGACAUGGCCAGCUUUAUCGCUAACAACGGCACUCUACCAGGAUGCUCUGCCAAAAGACAUUUCUGCAACAAUAACCCAUGUAUGAAUGGAGGCACCUGUGUGAACCUAUGGGGCUCCUUCAGCUGUGACUGCCCGCUUGGAUUUGGAGGGAGAACAUGUGAAAGAGUGAUGGCCAGCCCGCAGCGUUUCCUGGGUAACAGCCUGCUGCAGUGGAACAACCUGGCGGCGUCCUCUGUCCCAUGGCACAUAGAGCUCAUGUUCCGCACACGUCAGGCCAGCGCCACGCUGCUGCACAUCUCCUCCGGCAUGCAGCACAACCUCACUCUGCAGCUGCGCGACGGGAGUGUGCUGAUGGGGCUGCACAGAGGAGAAAACUCCACUCUGUCCCGUGUGGAGGAGGUACUGGUGAACGAUGGAGACUGGCAUCACCUGCAGCUGGAUAUCAGCAGUCUGGGGGGAGUGGCAAGUCACCACAAAGCAGUGUUGUCUUUAGAUCAGGGACUCUACCUGGCUAGCAUGGCGGUGGAUGGGAAGCUGCGAGACUCUAAGCUGAAGGCUGUGAGUGUUGGCGGUUUGGCAACGCCUGAUGGCAAAGUGCAACAUGGAUUCCGUGGUUGCAUACAGGGUCUGCGUGUGGGCGGGGCUCUGAGUCUGUCUCACGCAAGGAAGGUGAACGUGGAGCCAGGCUGCAGCGUGCCCGACCCCUGCAGCUCCAACCCCUGUCCGGCCAACAGCUACUGCAGCAACGACUGGGACAGCCACUCCUGCACCUGCCUCGCUGGUUACUAUGGCACCAGCUGCUCUGAUGUUUGCUCUUUAAACCCCUGUGAGCAUGAGGCAAAGUGCACCAGGAAGCUGAGCUCGUCCCGAGGUUACACCUGUGACUGUCCAAGCAGCUACUUCGGCCAUUACUGCGAGAAAAAGACCGACCUGCCAUGUCCCAGAGGCUGGUGGGGUCACAAGACCUGCGGCCCCUGUAACUGUCAGACACACAAGGGCUUUGACUCGGACUGCAACAAGACGAGUGGAGAGUGUCGCUGCAAGGACAACCACUACCGUCCUGAAGGCAGCGACACCUGCCUGCUGUGCGACUGCUACCCGGUCGGAUCUUUCUCCAGAGCGUGUGACAGAGAGAGUGGACAGUGUCAGUGCAAACCUGGCGUCAUCGGACGCCAGUGUGACCGCUGUGACAACCCAUUCGCUGAGGUUUCUCCUAACGGCUGUGAAGUUAUCUAUGACAGCUGCCCUCAGGCCAUCGAGGCCGGGAUCUGGUGGCCCAGGACUAAGUUUGGUCUUCCUGCAGCAGUCCCAUGUCCCAAGGGAACACUCGGCACAGCGAUACGACACUGUGAUGAGCACAAGGGCUGGCUUCCCCCCAAUCUCUUCAACUGUACCUCUGUCACCUUCAGCAAGCUUAAAGCACUGUCAGAAAAGUUUUCCCGCAACGUGACGCUCCUGGACUCCGGACACGUUCAGCAGACGGCGGCCAUGUUGGCCAAUGCCACUUUGCACACAGAGAGUUACUUUGGCAGCGAUGUGAAAGUAGCGUAUCGGCUCAUGCAGAGUCUGCUGCAGCACGAGAGCAACCAGCAGGGUUUCAACCUCACAGCUACACAGGACGUCCACUUCACUGAGAAUCUGGUGCGCGUGGGCAGCUCCAUCCUGUCUCCAGACACGCGGCCGCACUGGGAGCUGAUCCAGCACUCGGAGGGCGGCACGGCGGCGCUGCUCCGCCACUACGAGGACUACGCCAACACACUGGCACAGAACAUGAGAAAGACUUAUCUGAGCCCCUUCACCAUCGUCACACCACACAUAGUCAUCUCCGUGGAUCGUCUGAAAAAGAUGAAUUUUGCUGGAGCCAAACUCCCGCGGUACCAGUCUCUGAGGGGUCCUCGUCCCGCAGACCUGGAGACGGCCGUCACGCUGCCAGAUUCUGUCUUCCAGCCACCUGUGGACACAAAGGGCCACAGGCACCUGGACGUCUUCCCAGAGUCGUCGCAGAGGAACCGCUCGGCAAACAGGAAGAGACGCCACCCUGAGGACAACCAGCAGGACGCCAUUGCCAGCGUGAUCAUCUUCCAUAGCCUGGCCUCGCUGCUGCCAGAGAGCUACGACCCCGACAAGAGGAGUCUGAGGGUGCCAAAGCGUCCUGUCAUCAACACGCCAGUGGUCAGCAUCACAGUCCACGACAACGACGAGCUGCUGCAGCACACUCUGGACAAACCCAUCACUGUGCAGUUCCGCCUGGUGUCCACCGAGGAGCGCUCCAAACCCAUCUGUGUUUUCUGGAACCACACCAUACUUGGCGGGAGCGGUGGCUGGUCUGCAAAGGGCUGCGAGGUGGUUUUCAGAAACAGCACCCACAUCAGCUGUCAGUGCUAUCACAUGACCAGCUUCGCCGUGCUCAUGGACGUCUCCAGGAGAGAGAACGGAGAAAUUCUGCCGAUCAAAAUCCUGACGUGGAGCACGGUGGGGGUGACCCUGGGCUUCCUCUUCCUCACCAGCAUCUUCCUCCUCUGUCUGAGAGCCAUGCAGAGCAACAAGACGAGUAUAAUAAACAACGGAGCCACCGCUCUCUUCCUCUCAGAGCUUAUCUUCAUCCUGGGCAUCAACCAGGCCGACAACCCGUUUUUGUGCACUGUCAUCGCCAUCCUGCUGCACUUCUUCUACCUCUGCACUUUCUCCUGGCUCUUCCUCGAGGGGCUCCACAUCUACCGCAUGAUCAGCGAAGUGCGAGACAUCAACUAUGGACCAAUGAGAUUCUACUACCUGAUUGGCUGGGGAGUUCCUGCCUUUAUUACAGGCCUGGCAGUAGGUCUCGACCCUGAAGGUUACGGAAACCCAGACUUCUGCUGGCUGUCCAUGUACGACACCCUCAUCUGGAGCUUUGCUGGACCCAUCGCCAUGGUGGCCUCUAUGAACAUCUUCCUCUACAUCCUGUCGUCCAGAGCGUCCUGCUCCCUCAGACACCACAGCAUGGAGAAGAAACAGCCUCGAGUCUCGGGCCUGAAGACUGCAGGCGGCGUGCUCUUCCUGGUUUCAGUGACUUGUUUUCUGGCGCUCCUCUCCGUCAAUAGCGACAUGAUCAUCUUCCACUACCUGUUCGCUGGGUUCAACUGUGUGCAGGGUCCCUUUGUUUUCUUCUUCCGCAUCGUCUUCAAUAAGGAAGCCAGGAAUGCCAUGAAAUACUGCUGCAGCCGCAAGCGCCCCGAUCAUAUGAUCAAGUCAAAAGCUUCUGGAUACAAAUGCAACUCAAACUACAUGGAUGGCAAGUUGUACCACCUUCCCUUUGGGGACUCCAGUGUGUCUCUGAACGGGACGGUGCAGAGCGGCAAGAGCCAGCAGAGCUAUGUGCCGUUUGUCCUCAGGGACGACGGUUUAGGUAACAGUCAGGCUCACAUCGCUCUGAAUGACCACGCAUCACUCUUCCAUGAAACUAAAGAACACCUGGACGAUCGUGACAGCGACUCAGACAGUGACUUGUCUCUAGAGGACGAUCAGAGCGGUUCCUACGCCUCCACCCACUCCUCUGACAGCGAAGAUGAGGAGGGUCCAGUCCCGCCUGAUGAAUGCUGGGAAAACCUGGCGUCCAAUGGUGUCAAGAGAACACAACCACACGACAACACACUGAAUAAGAGUUACUGGCCUGUAGAUUACACCGCAGCAGGGAGCGACAGCGAGCUAGCAGCUGCAGACAGACUGAAAUCAGAGACUUUGGCCUAUCAGGAUCAGAGUCUCAGCCGCGAUGGGCGAACGUUACCAGACGGGCGGACACAGGACAGCAUGACGGUGCUGCUGCCCAGUCUGCCAAACCUCCACGCCCACCCUCACAGAGGUAAAGGGAUCCUAAAGAAGAAGCAGCUGUCUCCUAUUGUAGAAAGGAACGGUCUGAACCGCAUCCACAAUGAACUCUGUGAAAAUGCUCCCGAUACGGGGUCUCCACAGGGGUCCUGCUCGAGUGACAGACGAGCCGGUCCCACUAAACCCGUCUUCCCCGAUCAGCUGAACGGUGUCGCCAUGAGCAUCAAGGCGGGGACUGUGGACGGCGACUCAUCGGGAUCAGACAGCCACUGCAACACCACCAUGUGACUGCGCUGACAGAGGGGUGUGUCUUUGCAGGUCAUAGAGCCUCAUUCCUCCACAUCUGACAACAACAACUGAAAAAAAGGGAGCAGUGGACUUCCCCCAUGAAGACAAAUGUGGAAAAAAGAAGGAAUUCCCUCCAGACAUUGUACGUGUGUGUGUUUGUGUGUGUGUUUGAGUUCAUACAUGUGUGCCAAACCUCAGGAGUCACAGCACUGGUCCAGGCUCACUCACACUGACACAACAAAUGUCACUCUCCCUUUAAACAAAUCAUUUUGUUUACAUACUUGAAGCAAUGCACUUUUUUUUUAAUUCACUGCUCAAUUUAUUAUUUUGUUUACCUUUUUUUUUGUAAGUGUUCAAGAACAUAAAUGUUGUUUUUAUAAAGACUGGAGCAUUAACGUGAUCAUGUUUUUGUUUUUGAUUUUGGGAGGGUCAUUUAGUUUUAGACUCGCAAACAUUCAGGGAAAUUCCACUUUCAAAACGCUACUUGUUUGUGAUAUCUCUUCCUGGUUCGCCUGUUUCUGUUGGAGCUGUUUUUAUGUUUCAGUCUGAAGACUUUCUUUAAACGCCUCAAAUGUCCACGAGGCACAAAGAGGUGGAGUGCAGCUCGUUCACAGACACUGAUCCUGAAAACAAGGACUAAAGAGCGGCUGUAUCUGCUGGUUAAUGGAAGCUCCGUGUAAGCUAUGUCCCCCCCCCAAUGAAGGACGACAGACUGCACUGCUCAGCCUAUCAGGAGGGAGAACCUGCGUGUGCAGACCCACAAAGGACUCAAAGGACAUUUGAUACAUCUUUCGUAAAUCACUGAGGGCCCAAUUUUUUUGUAUGGAUAUUUAAAGUGCUCUCAUUUUUCAUCGAUGUGUUCGGAUGAAUGCAUUCAUACGAGUUCGGUGACUAAACAGCUGUAUUUUAUAGAUUAGAUACGCAGCCUUUUGUCAUUUUGUAAAAUAAAGAAAUACAUGCAGAGUCGUGCUGUAAUACUGUUUGAGCUGUACAGAGUAGCCUGUAAAUGAAUCAAGGACAUAUCUUUAAAUGUAAGUAAAGAUGUAAACUGCUUUUAUGAAUUUUAUCAGAGUUACUUCUUUUCAAAGUCAUGUGAUAUUUGUGGAUGCCAUAUCAUUAACCAUGUGACUUUAUUGUAAAUAAUUGUCAUUACAUAUGAACCAACAUGACCAGAUCAAUCAUAUCCAGUCUGGUGUCCCAACAGAGAAUAGUCUCUUUGACUCUGCAGCUCCUGUUUUUACUGAUUAAACUGUUUUCUACCA